This is a messenger RNA of Austrofundulus limnaeus, 3050 nucleotides long. It is a transcript of the gene wnt2ba, whose product is annotated as wingless-type MMTV integration site family, member 2Ba. Gene Ontology annotation, biological process: canonical Wnt signaling pathway; neuron differentiation; multicellular organism development. Gene Ontology annotation, molecular function: cytokine activity; frizzled binding. The transcript has 5 exons. The record is from RefSeq and is a predicted model, not a curated record. Lineage: Eukaryota; Metazoa; Chordata; Actinopteri; Cyprinodontiformes; Rivulidae. Gene Ontology annotation, cellular component: extracellular region. The coding region runs from base 441 to 1565 and encodes 374 amino acids.
CUGACGCACCGGAGCGGAGCGGAGCGCACCGCCGAGUCUCUGCGCGCAUCUUCAAGUCCCGGCUGCUGGAGGAAAAACUGAGCCGAGUUUCUUUACAGGACCGUUCAUCAGAAUCUGUUCACCAGCCUCUGGACAGACAGGUCCACGUCUUUAGUUCCCGCAGUUUUGGUUGAACUUAUUUAACAGCCGGGAAGAUUUUUGUUUUGUUCUUUCUUUCCUGGACAACAAGACUGCUCAUUCGGUUCAAUCUGCAGCGCUAAUGAAGGAUGCGUGGACGUUCGGUUCAAUAAUCGGCAGAUAACUGAUGGGACCUGAAAGCACUUUGUCUUUUUUGUGAAGUUCAUUUUGGGACUGGAUGAUGGACGGCGGACAGUCGCCGGGGUCCCCCACACCUGACUGCGCAUCUUCUGCCAACACAUGAGCAGAUCAGCAAAAAAAAGAUGAUGAGUCCGGAAUCCAGAGGAUUUUCAGACAUGAGGGUCAGAAAUGGCUCGAAACCACAACAUCACACCAAACCCUUUUUUAUUUUGCUGCUGCUCAUUUUCACGCCGAGGGUGGAUUCAUCCUGGUGGUAUAUUGGAGCCCUGGGUGCUCGGGUGAUAUGUGACAACAUUCCCGGCCUGGUGAACAAGCAGCGGCAGCUGUGCCAGCGGCAUCCGGACCUGAUGCAGUCCAUCAGCGAGGGAGCCAAAGAGUGGAUCAGGGAGUGCCAGCACCAGUUCAGACACCACCGCUGGAACUGUAGCACGCUGGACCGAGACCACACUGUGUUUGGCAGGGUGAUGCUGCGAAGCAGCCGGGAGGCAGCUUUUGUCUACGCGAUCUCCUCAGCUGGAGUUGUCUACGCCAUCACCAGGGCCUGCAGCCAGGGGGACCUUAAGAUCUGCAACUGUGACAGCCACAAGCGCGGGCAAGCAAGUGAUGACAAGGGCAACUUUGACUGGGGUGGCUGCAGCGACAACGUCAACUAUGGCAUAAAGUUUGCCAAGGCCUUUGUUGACGCCCGAGAGAAGAUGGUGAAAGAUGCCCGAGCACUGAUGAACCUGCACAACAAUCGAUGCGGUCGAAUGGCAGUGAAGCGCUUUAUGAAGUUGGAGUGCAAGUGCCACGGGGUCAGUGGUUCCUGUUCUCUGAGAACCUGUUGGCUGGCUAUGUCUGACUUCAGGAGAACUGGGGACUAUCUUUGCAAGAAGUACAACACGGCUGUGGAAGUGACGAUGAACCAGGACGGGACGGGCUUUAUGGUGGCUGACAAGGAUUUUAAGGGAACCACCAAGAAUGAAUUAGUGUACGUCGAGAACUCCCCAGAUUACUGUGUUCUGGACCGUGCAGCAGGCUCCUUGGGCACAGCUGGCAGAGUGUGCAGUAAGUCGUCGAGAGGCACGGACAGCUGUGAGAUCAUGUGCUGCGGCCGAGGCUACGACACCAUGCGCGUCAAACGUGUCACCAAGUGUGAGUGCAAGUUCAAGUGGUGCUGCGCUGUGGAGUGCCAAGACUGUGAGGAAGUGGUGGACGUGCACACGUGCAAGCCUCACAAGCGACCCGAUUGGCUGGACAUAACUUAGCAAAGAAGGCCUGGACGUCUGGCUUCAAGAAAAAAAAAAAUUAAGACGUCCUUUAAGUGGGAUCUUUUGACUUUAAUGGAUGUGGUGUUUGAUGCUUUGACACCUCCCAAAGCUGAGACUUCAGAACUUCUUUUUGGAUGUUGGUAAACUGGAAACGAAUUGUGGUUACAAACAGAAUGUUUUAUUGAAGCGAGAUGUGUGGAGCAUUUAAGAUACACACUUAUAUAUUUGAUAUAAAAUAGAUCAAUAUUUUAUUUGCUGUUAUAAAUGUUUCUGGCUGAGGCAGCCAUGGUGCCUCCAUGCUUUUCAGGAGAUUAAAGACAUGACCACUGAAUGAGAAAAAGUUAUAACUGAUAUUGUAUCAUUUAAAAUGACUAAGUCAUUUUAUGAUACAGCAACAAAUCACUUAAAAUGUAAUUGCCAGUUGCUGCUAAUAAAAUCCUUAAAAAAAGCCAAAAGAUGCAAAUGAAACAUCUUUUAAUUAUAGUAAAAAAGAAGUAAAUAAGAAAAAAAGGAAAGAUUUUCUGUUAAAUGGCAGCAGAGUUAGCUGCAAAGUAAGAUUUGAUAAAAUAUUGUGAACAAAAAAAAUAAAUGAAAAAAAGAGAGAACUGUAUUUCACGUGAAUUUUGGGCUACUGAGUAAAAUAUUUGUGUACAAUAUGCUGCAUAUUUUCAGGUUGUGUUGCACCAUGUAAGGCUUUCUCCUUUCUACCUCUGGUUCUUAUUGCCUGUUUCUUCUUCUUAUCAGCUCCUUUAAGCACGAUCCCCUAAGGAUCAUGUAGAUUGAAACCAGUACCAAAAAGUACAAGAGAAAACAACUCACGUGCAAAAUAAAUGCAAAAAUAAUGAAUUAUUGCAUCUCAAAUUAAGAUGUCGUCAUAUCGGACGUAUCACAGGUCAGCUACAUACAUCAAACUCGUCAAAAAAUUUGCUGUAUUUCAGGUCAGGAGUCCAACCAGGUUGUUCCUAUUUACAGUAAAUGUGCUUUUUUUAAACCAUUAUAAUUGCUGCUUUUCUCAUUUCUUGUUCAUCAUUACAAAAGCCGUAAGGAAUGUUUAUUCUCUCAUCACUGUAUGACAUACCACAUUUAUAAUGCAGUCUUAUGUAAAUGUGCUUUUAGUCCUUUUCACACACAGAUCUGCAGCCCCUGAAGGUGAAAAGUGAAGUAUUUCUAGAAAUCUAGCCAAGACAUGGGAAAUCUUGUAUGCGACCCGAACAGUGAAUAAUGCAGCCAUGUCAAGUCUUUGAAGAUAUAAGUUUCCAAAGGGUUUGUGGAGUUAAAACGAAUGUGACAACAAGGCACGACAGUUAGGGGUCAAGAAAUUGUUUCUGCUCCACGUAAUGAAGGAGAAAGCCAAAGAAAACGGCUUUGAACACAACCAAAUGACAAGCUAAGUCAAAAGUUAAUAACAAACUAAAACACCUGUUUUGAAUUUGGAUAAGGCUGAGUGGAUUUUGCUUUUCUCAAAUAAAGUUGGAACAGUGA